UUCAUCGCCGAAUCGAGCUUAAACUCUAUUUCUUUAUAGAUAUUGAAGUAGCUCGACAAGGCGAACAUUUUAUUACUUCAUGCUUCGAUACACACUUUUUUUUCUUCAAAUUCUAACCAAACCAAAUGACCAAUAACUAUGCGACGAUCCACUGUUUCUAACUAAAACAAGUCUAAAAUAUGGCCGAAUUCGAUGUCACCUCGAACAGAAGAAACUUUGAACUUGAAUUUUUGGAUGCAAAAGUCGAUGGCUUCAUUAAAAUUAAGCGCGGUCUAAGAGCAACGACGUUAAGGAUCAAUAAAAUACGGCUCGGAUUAAACAGGAAUUGUAAACUCGGUAAUUUAUGUUCUUCGUCGUUCGAAGCGUACACAAAUGGAGACGCCCCGUUCUUUUUGUCUGUUCGAUAAUUGCAACUACUAAGCAGUGCGAUGAAAGUGAAAAGCAAAAAAAAGUAGCAUUCGAUUGAAUACAUUUUUAUCGUUGAGUGGCCAUGUACCGUAUAAAAUGUCGAUUGAACGGAGUGAUGAAAAGAUAUAGAAAUCGACUUUGAAGCACAUGAUGAGAGAGCAACAAGUCAAACUGGAUUCGCUUUCGAUUCAAACCUCAAUCCGCCGAUGCUCUUUCCCAUUCAGUACGAUGCACAAUCGAAACGCGUUAGCAGCUUGCAUUAAUCUAAUCUGUGCAUUUGAAACCACUGUGCGAAUGUAAAUUCUAAGAAAAAUACGAAAUUCCGGUAUUGUUAUGUCUCAUUGAAUCAAACACAAUUAGUUGCAAUAAAUCGGGUCACGACAACGACACACAACGAAAUGACGAUAUUAACAUAGAUUUCUUUCCUUGUUGUUGUUGCUGUUGCUUCGGCUACAACUGUGAUUAUCACAAGCAGUUCGAAGUAUUUUAAUUUGCAUGGACAAAAACAAGAUUCAUCGACAGUAAAUAUGCGCGACGUGACGGCGAUUGAAAUUCCCAUUCUAUUUUUAAUAAAAUAAAGCGAAAAUAAUGGAAGACGCAAAAAAAUUCAGCGCUACUUUCAUUUAUCUAAUCAGCUUGACCCCCAGAAUGGCUGUCAUUCAAUCGACUCAAUGCACACAUUGGCUAGCCUUGUCUUUGACGCCACAUUGAUUAACCAGAUUUUGGUGCGAAUGCUACAAACCACAAACCGAUCGAAGCAUUCAGUUUGUGAGCAUCGAUUGAGAGUGUUUCAUGUGUAUCGUGUGUGCUGUGUGUGGAAAAUGGCUGAUUUCGGUAUAAACAAAAUUGCCAGGUUGCUUGUAAUUGUGGUUAUUUUCCACCGAGCCGCUGCUUUCGAUGUAAAAUGUGACCAAACAUUUCCGUCGUAUUGUUUCAUCGGAGCGGCUAUUGACUUGCCAGCAAAUGAAGAGUUGAACAUCGCCCCAAUGGAUCAUUCGCACAUGGUGACGCGUUUCGAAAUAGCUCCCGUUUCAAAUCUGAAAAACUUUCCAACAACAAUUUUCGACACAUUUCCUCAGCUAGAAGCCGUUACAUUGAACUCGGCAAAUAUUCGAACUCUCGCACCCAACACAUUCGAAAAGGCGAUUAAUUUAAAAGAUCUGCAUUUGAAGCUGAACAAAAUCAUGAAAUUGACCAAAUCAUUGUUUAAAAAUGCGGAAAAACUGCAGACACUGGAUUUGUCAGGCAAUGAAAUUUCGAGCAUAGAUGAUGAAUCAUUCAAUGGUUUACCAAAUCUGCGAACCCUCAAGCUAAAUGGUAACCGCCUCAAAGUUUUGAAAACGCAAACCUUUUCGGGUCUAGAAGGCCUUGAAUAUUUGCAUUUGUAUUCGAAUAAACUGGAUACAAUUGAGCCGCAAGCAUUGAACGGAAUCCCCAAAUUGACGGAAGUUUUCUUCGGUAACAAUCACCUUCGUACGUUACCCGCUGAUUUAUUCAAUAAUACACCAAAUUUGGAAGUAACCGAAUUCAGUAACAAUCACUUGACUCACAUUGGCGAUGCAUUCAUCAAUUGCCACAAAAUUUACUCGCUAAAUUUGGAGAACAAUCCCAUUGCGGAUAUUGAUUUGGUGAAAUUUGCAAAAAUGAUUUCACUUUCCAGUUUAUCGCUGAAUAGCACGGGUUUUCAAUUCCCCGACGAAUUGCCGACCAAAGAAAAUAUCACCACCAGCUCAUCGGCAGAAAGUUUAAACCUUGGGAAUAAUAAUCUGUCAAAUGCGAACAUAUUCAAUCAUUUAAUCAUGUUUCCGGAACUGCAACGAUUAUAUCUCUACAACAAUAAAUUUACACAUUUCAACGACGCAAACGACAUAAAAAACGUCCUACCCAAAAUAAACACAGUCGAUUUAAUCGGCAAUAAUUUUAUAAUCAAUUGGUUACGCGAUAAUUACGACACAUUCCGACGACUGAGCAUCAAUAUUCUCAUUCCGAGGAAUAAGUGAACACGAAUUAAAAUAUCAAUCAUACACAAAGUUCAAGCGAGAUUUGUGCUUUUGCCCGCCCUACCCAUCUCAUUGCACGAUGUUUACGCCUGCAAUUUUGAAUGUGACUUUCCUGUGUGCACCAUGUACACGAGCGUCGAUAUAUUAUAUAUAUAUAUAUAUAUAUGUGUGUGUGUGUCUGUGACUCAUACGAACUCAGAGAAUUAACUUUCCGUAAUUUUGUUUUUCGAACGUGUCUAAAAAAAUCGAGAAAAUUCGGUGAAAACUUACCUAGAAGUGUUUUUGUUUAUUUUAUGAAUCAGCAAACAAUGUUUACAAUGUGCUAGAUUCUUCGAAUGCAUCAAAGCGUGUCCAACAAAUUCAGUUUGUCGUCGUCAUGAAUAGGCGCAAACAAUUUCAAAUACGUGUUAAAUGAAACACUUGGCAUUUGAUUUUAAUGACACUCUCAAUUUUGUAUCGUCGCAAUAACAAUACUUUUGAUGAAGUAGUGUGAUAAAAUAACGUUGCGCCUUUGAAAAUGUCUGAAAACGAUUUAUCGUGUAUCAGGAAAAUUUCCAAGCAACAAUUAAGCCCAGCAAAAACAACAAAAACAGCAACAACACUUCACGGUUUACAGAAAAGUGAUGAUACAUUUUCAUCGCACGUGACUUUGAUUGUUAUGCUGCGCUUUGAUUGUUAUGAUUAUUUUCGAAUAAGCGGAUUUGGUGUUCUGUUCGCAAUGAACACGUACUUAGAACUUUUAAUAGCCCACAGACAAUGUCGAUCGUAUUGAAUUCAGUCCAAGUUUUAACCAAGUCAAGCACAGAAAUUUAAACCGGCUAAGCAACAAAGUUAACGAUUUUUGCUAAGAAAUUUUCAAAGUGAGAAUAAUUGGACACUACUUAAGGUGCUUGAAUUAAAAGAAAGUUUUUUUGAAAGAAAGAAAGGAAAGACUUAUUAUUCGUCAACCAAUCAUUAUCUUUACUAACCUGACAUUAAUCAAAGGGAAAAGUCCAAAUAAACCGGAAAAUAAAACCGAUUUCAGGCCUAAAAUAAACUUUCAAAACAAAAUGUAAAAGAAUACACAUAAAAUGUUAUUGAUUUAUUUUCUUUUUCUUCUAAAUUUUAUUUAUUCAAAAAAUAUUGAUUUUAUACACAUAUAAUUUUCCCACAUGCAUUGAGAUUAUAUGGUCUCUUAGCAUACGUGUUAAAUGAGUUGGUAAUUGGAUGUUGUUUAUUUGCUAGCAUAUAAUAUAUAAUAUUAUAAGUGACACAUUAGAUAAUUCCAUUUGUUUUUCCCCUUUUUCAUUUCGUCAUGAAAAAAUUACGAAAAAAAGUUACAAAAAAAAUAAUAAAUUUAAAAAGUCAAACCGCACACCGCGUUGAAUAGGCAAAUUCAGGCAAAACACUUAAUACAUUAAAUGAAAAAAAAAAACCGAAAUUCAACAAUAAAUAUGCACGCGAGCGCUCAUCUCCUUUUGGGCUGACUGGUGUGUGUGUGUGUAUGUUUUCUCGUUCUUAUAUUUGUCUCUAUUUACAUUUAUAAUCACAAAAUAAAUCUAUAAAAUAAUUAAAAAA
Messenger RNA from Sitodiplosis mosellana (orange wheat blossom midge), 3965 nucleotides. RefSeq names its product platelet glycoprotein V-like. Bases 1080 to 2408 code for a protein of 442 amino acids. NCBI's taxonomy places the organism in Eukaryota, Metazoa, Arthropoda, Insecta, Diptera, Cecidomyiidae. Gene Ontology annotation, cellular component: extracellular matrix. Gene Ontology annotation, molecular function: protein binding. The transcript is spliced from 2 exons. The record is from RefSeq and is a predicted model, not a curated record.